This is a messenger RNA of Stegastes partitus (bicolor damselfish), 1218 nucleotides long. Its product is annotated as transient receptor potential cation channel subfamily V member 6-like. The annotation marks the transcript as partial. Gene Ontology annotation, biological process: calcium ion import across plasma membrane. The record is from RefSeq and is a predicted model, not a curated record. Gene Ontology annotation, cellular component: plasma membrane. Gene Ontology annotation, molecular function: calcium channel activity; protein binding. The transcript has 10 exons. Lineage: Eukaryota; Metazoa; Chordata; Actinopteri; Pomacentridae.
AUGUCUCCGUCAUUGGCCAGGUCGGCUCCCAGCGAGCUCAACCAUUGGUGGAGCCAGCUGAAGUUCCGCCUCCAGAACAAGAAAGGAUGGAACGAGAUGCUGGACGAGACGUUCCUGCUCCACACGAAAAACAUAAACGACAUUCCUCUGUUCUACGCCGCCAAGAACAACAGUGUCGGCUGCAUCAAGAAGCUGCUGAGCUGCGCCUCCACCAACAUCUUCGAGAGAGGUGCCCUCGGAGAGACGGCGCUGCACGUGGCCGUGAUGAGCGACAACGUGGACGCUGCCGUGGCUCUGAUGGACGGAGCUCCUGAACUCAUCAACGAGCCCAUGACCUCUGAGCUCUUCCAAGGUGUGACUCCUCUACACAUCGCUGUAGCCAAUCAGAACAUGAACCUGGUCUAUCACCUGAUUGGUCGAGGCGGCGACGUGGCCACACCUCGAGUCACCGGUCUGUACUUCAGGAAGAGGAUCGGAGGGCUUCUGUACCACGGUGAACACGUCCUGUCCUUUGCUGCCUGCGCUGGAAACGAGGACAUCAUGGCCAUGGUGAUCGAUGCCGGAGCCAGCACCAGGAUCCAGGACGGCAGAGGCAACACGCUGCUCCACAUCCUGGUUCUGCAACCCAACAAGACCAUCGCCUGCCAGGCCAUGGACCUGAUCCUGAGCCGGGACGCGGAGCUGGACCAGCCGGUGUCGCUGGACAUGGUGCCAAACUACCGAGGCCUCACUCCGCUGAAGCUGGCGGCGAAGGAGGGCAACAUCGUGGCGUUCCAGCACCUGGUCAACAAGAGGCGGGUGGUCCAGUGGAGUCUGGGCCCGCUGAGCUCUCACCUGUUCGACCUGACCGAGAUCGACUCGUGGGCCGACGUCAUGUCGGUGCUGGAGCUGAUCGUGGGCAGCCACCAGAAAGAGGCCCGAAGGAUCCUGGAGGUGACGCCUGUGAGGCAGCUGGUCAGCCUGAAGUGGAACCUGUACGGGAAACACUACUUCAGGCUGCUGCUCUUGCUCUACCUGCUCUACAUCGGCACCUUCACCCUCUGCUGCGUGUUUCGCCCCCUAAAGGACGCUCCGGAGAACUACACCACGUCCGACAUGGACAAAACCAUCCGGGUCCAGAAGAACCUCAGCGAGAGUUAUGUGACGUAUGAGGACAGCCUGCGUCUGGCCGGGGAGGUCAUCAGCGUCCUGGGAGCGCUGCUCAUCCUGCUGCUGGAG